Molecule: messenger RNA, 538 nt
Organism: Hermetia illucens (black soldier fly)
Lineage: Eukaryota; Metazoa; Arthropoda; Insecta; Diptera; Stratiomyidae
Gene: IFT20
Product: intraflagellar transport protein 20 homolog
Exons: 3
Coding region: 33-521 (162 amino acids)
Biological process (GO): protein localization to cilium; centrosome localization; intraciliary transport
Cellular component (GO): Golgi apparatus; intraciliary transport particle B; cilium
Source: RefSeq, a predicted model, not a curated record
CUGUCAAAGUGUCAGAUUCGUGACGGUUUCGGAUGCGGUUCUGUCUGGCGAGUAUCGUUUCGGUGUGGCAGUACCGGGUGCCAUGGGAACCGGAAGGCAAACAAUUCAAAUUGAAAAGUGUGAAAAUGUCGGAGGAAUUGCAAAAGGCGGGACUUUAUAUCGAUGAUAUUUACUAUUUGCGAGUGCUAGAUCCGAAGAUCGCUACGGAGACAAAUGACUUGAAGGAAGAGUGCAACGAAUAUGCUGAAAAGCUACAGAACUUCAAAAGAAUCGCUGCUGACUUCCUUCAAACCGCUGAAAACUACUCAAAGGAUGUCGAACAAGAAAAGUUGCGCGCAAUUAACACUCAGAAUUUAUUGAAAACUGUUUCCAAGCAAAGAGAAGCCGAGCAGCAACAUUAUCAGGCACAAAUAUUGGAGCGGGCAAUGGAAUUGGAUCGCUUGAAAACUGAGUUUCAGUAUUUACAGCGCAUUGAAACGGAACAGCAGGAAAUUAUCAAUAAUUUCAUGCAGAAUCAAUAAAAAUGUUUAAAAAUGCA